Messenger RNA from Pocillopora damicornis (cauliflower coral), 741 nucleotides. RefSeq lists its product as uncharacterized. The record is from RefSeq and is a predicted model, not a curated record. NCBI's taxonomy places the organism in Eukaryota, Metazoa, Cnidaria, Anthozoa, Scleractinia, Pocilloporidae.
AUGGAUAAAUCGACAAGGAAAGUUCGAAUCGUAUUUGACGGUGCCGCGAAAUGUGAUGGUAUUUCCUUAAAUGACAUGAUCCAUGCUGGGCCGAAAUUACAGCAAGAUCUUUUCAACGUCCUUGUCCGUUUCCGUCGAAAUCCUGUCGGUGUCGCUUGCAACGUAAAAGAAAUGUAUCUCCAGAUAGAGGCUAAGGAGCAAGACCGAUCCCACUUCCAACUGUUUUGGAGAGACCUUGACCCUAACCGAGAGCCAGACGUAUUCGAGUUUAGCCGUGUAGUUUUUGGAAAGAAUUCCGCCCCUAUGGAGUCGCAGUUUGUUGGGCAGGAGAACGCUCGAAGAAAACAAGACCGCUAUCCCCUUGCCACUGAGACCGUCCUUAAGUCAACCUAUAUGGACAAUUCUAUUGACAGUGUUGAAAACAAUGAUGAAGGAGCGGAGCUGUACCGUCAAUUGAAAGCACUAUGGGUAGUUGCCGGCAUGGGCUGUGAACGGAUGCGAGGCUACGACUGGGAAGACGAAGUUCAAGAUGAAAUAGCAGACAAAAUCAGGGAUUGGUUGGAGCAAUUGAAAAGUCUGCAAGAGGUGAAGAUUCCCCGGUGUCUACGACGUCCAGAGACUGUCAAGUCGAAGCACAUUGUGACAUUUGUUGGUGCCUCUCAACAAGCUUAUGGUGCAGCUGUCUAUAUGCGCUGCGAAUACGAUAACGAUACCGUAAUCAGUCGCCUGAUUGCAGCUUAG